Molecule: messenger RNA, 996 nt
Organism: Corticium candelabrum
Lineage: Eukaryota; Metazoa; Porifera; Homoscleromorpha; Homosclerophorida; Plakinidae
Product: dnaJ homolog subfamily C member 17-like
Exons: 11
Coding region: 1-912 (303 amino acids)
Biological process (GO): spliceosomal complex disassembly
Cellular component (GO): spliceosomal complex
Molecular function (GO): nucleic acid binding
Source: RefSeq, a predicted model, not a curated record
AUGUCGCGAAAAGCGGAUGCGUUUGAUUUCGAGUCACUUGGAGUAGAAGAUUUCUACAGCUUUUUGGAAGUAGAUUCAAGUUGUACUGAAAAAGAGAUUACAAAAGCAUACAGAAAGAGAGCUCUUCAAUGUCAUCCUGAUAAAAAUCCAGACAAUCCUGCAGCAGCUGAAAAAUUUCAGAAAUUGUCACGGAUAUAUGAAAUUUUGUCUGACACCGUUGCCAAGGCUGUUUAUGAUAACUUGAGGAAAGCCAGACGGAAACAGAAAGAACGAAAUGAAGCACUGGAUGCAAAAAGAAGAAAAAUCAAAGAAGAUUUGGAAAGACGCGAACAUCAGUCCCUACAGGACAAGUAUGAUGAACAAGCGGCCGUCAAGAAAUUGGAAGAAGAGAUCAAACGGCUGAGAGCAGAAGGCUCAAAGAAAGUAAAAGAGCAAGAACAACUAAUGAAACAAAAACUAGAAGGCAAGACAGAAGAGAGUAAAGCAUCUGCUGCCACAGUGAAGGUCAGGUGGAAAGCCAAGAAGAGCGAUGAAACAAAUGGAGGGUACAGCAAGGUGUUGCUCACUCAAUUGCUACAAAAGUAUGGUGAUGUGGAAGUGUUGGUGUCCCUGAAAAGAAAAGGCAGUGCUAUUGCUGCUUUCUCUGACAUCCACAGUGCAGCAAUGGCCAUCCAGAAUGAAACUGGUUUGUCUGAAAACUGUCUGACAUUGUCGUGGGCAGAUGGAGAACCAGUACAUCAUGUAGGGAAGCAGGAGCCACCUGAACCUGCUAUACAGCAAGAGGAUGUGGGAUCUGCUGGUCUCUCAUCAGACCGAGAUUAUGAAAGUGUAGUAUUGACACGAAUGAAACAAGCACAAGAGAGAAAAAGGCUUGCAGAACAAUUGACAGCGGAAGAUAACGAUAUGAUAUAAUAUAUUUGCUGUACACAUAAAUCAGUCUGUAGAUACAUUUUCUAUGCUGUCACACAGUGUGAAUGAUCAAUCAUCUGGUUUGUA